Guillardia theta CCMP2712 is the source of this 1332-nucleotide messenger RNA. RefSeq lists its product as hypothetical. Bases 1 to 1332 code for a protein of 443 amino acids. The transcript is spliced from 4 exons. Gene Ontology annotation, cellular component: ribonucleoprotein complex. NCBI's taxonomy places the organism in Eukaryota, Cryptophyceae, Pyrenomonadales, Geminigeraceae. The record is from RefSeq and is a predicted model, not a curated record. Gene Ontology annotation, molecular function: RNA binding.
AUGGAAGAGACUUUCAAUCCUCAGGCUGGUGGCUGGUCUGAGGCUACGUUGCUAUCUGCAUGGGAAGAGCUGCGCCGCAUUGUAUCAGAACACUGCCACCCUCCACAGCAGAGGGACAAGGCGCUCAAGCUCAUAGAAACCGUGAUGACAGAAGAGAGAAGGAGGAAUGCAUCCGUAGUUGACAGAGGCAUCCAGAAGGCUUUUGGAGGGGUGAAUGGCUCAAAUCCUUUUGGACUCGACUCUGUCUUGUCCAAGGACAACAGGGAGUGGGGUGGGAAAAAUGUUCUUGGGGUGUGGGGGAAUGCUUCAUCGCAAAACCAGAUCUUAGCUUCCUCGCUUCUAAAUAAGUGGGGUGGGUCUGUCAAUGAGAAUGAAUGGCAGUUCGGGCUGGGUAAUAUCGCAUUGGAUGGGGAUGACGCAGCUGACAUGAAAAGGCUGAACAUCGACAGUGGCCCGUCCGAAUUUGUGCGAUGGAACUCCGGAUCUGGUGGAGGUCUGGAUCUGGGUGAGCGACCCAUCAAUGCUGAAUUUGGACCAUCGUUUCUGAAUGCUGCGACUGGAAAUCAGAUAGAUUUUCCCUUCCCGCAGGUACAACAGCCAGUAAUCCCCUCUUCAAUCAACGUUCCUGAACAGCAACAAACUCCCUCGAUCAUAAUGCAAGGGGGCGGUGAGACUCAGAAGAAUGGACAGAGUGGAAUACAAUUCAUGUUCAAUCAGCAAAUGAAUCCAGUACAGCUGCACAUGCAACAACAACUUCAAUCCAAUGCAACUUCUUCUGGAUCAAGCAAUGUCGGAGGAAUCUCUCUUGCAAACAUUCAGCAAGAAGAAGAACAGCAGAAAGUACCAAAUUCUCAAGGAAAAUUUCCGACAAAUUCUGUGGGCCCUACUGUUACUGUACGGAAUCCGAACAACUCUGCUGGGGAAAAUGGUACCAAGAGGAGCAUGGAAGUUCCAAAGCGAAGCGAAGAUGCUCGUGUGGACCCGAAAAGAACAACAGAAACCACCAAAACAACCACCAAAACUGAAGGGAAACGAACUGAACCAAAGGGGAAAGGGGCCACCACAAAGGUCAAACUUCGGGGCUUGCCUUAUGGAGCAACGACUGCAGAUGUUCUGAAUUUCUUCAAGGGACUUGGGGUCCUUGAAGAAAGCAUCACGUUUGGCAUCAACUCUGAGGGAAGACCAAGUGGAGAAGCUUGGGUAUCCUUCAACAGGAUUGAAGAUGCAAGAAAGGCGGUACGUGAGAAGGACAGGCACCACAUGGGCGAUCGAUACGUGGAGCUCUUCCUCCUGAAUGAAUGUGGCGGAGUCGCCAGUCGUGCUCUCAAGUGA